Boeremia exigua is the source of this 642-nucleotide messenger RNA. RefSeq names its product putative mitochondrial intermembrane space translocase subunit Tim10. The coding region runs from base 125 to 403 and encodes 92 amino acids. Gene Ontology annotation, biological process: protein insertion into mitochondrial inner membrane. The transcript has 2 exons. The record is from RefSeq and is a predicted model, not a curated record. Gene Ontology annotation, cellular component: mitochondrial inner membrane. NCBI's taxonomy places the organism in Eukaryota, Fungi, Ascomycota, Dothideomycetes, Pleosporales, Didymellaceae.
AUUGCUUAGAUCCAGCGCCCAAAGCACCAGCAACAAAACACACCCUCACAUUCCGCUCCAUCGCUUCAGGUUUCGCCAAUAACUACAAACUUCUGUCCUUGUAGAGCAACACGAAAUACACAAGAUGUCUUUCCUCUUCGGCGGCCGCCCCCAGCUCUCCUCCGAGCAGAAGAUUGCAGCAGCAGAGACCGAGAUCGAUAUGGUGUCCGACAUGUACAGCCGUCUGCUCAAGUCCUGCUCCGCGAAAUGUGUCGACACAGCGUAUCGCGAAGCCGAUCUUAACAAGGGCGAGUCGGUCUGCCUCGACCGCUGUGUGUCCAAGUUCUUCGAGGUCAAUGUCAAGGUUAGCGAGAAGAUGCAGGGUGAGGCGCAGGGGAAGCAGGGAUUCCCCGGUGCAAUGUGAGGCACUGGGUAUGCAAUGAGGACAAGAGGAAGCUAAGAAGAGAAGCAAAUCGACAUGACAGGCGGCAUUGCAAAUAAGCAAUGGGCACAAAUCCUGUGGCGCGAAGGAUCUACACUCUGCCUCCGACUCGGCGCUCUGUGUUGCAACACCGAUCACGUCUUAGUGUGGACUUGUACAAUAUGUAUAUCACAUGCGCCGUUUAGCUUGGCCAUCAUGAAUUGAAAAAGGUUACAUAACAA